AAUAUGAAGGAAAACAGUCAUCAAUUAAGUAAAGCAAUUUUCUGUAGCUCAUUUCAAAACAUAGACAACAAUGGAAAGAAACAAAAACUUAUCUUGGGAGAUGACAACUCACACUAAAGCCUUUUUUUAAUUCUAAAACACAGUUACUUGGUAAAAACUCAGAUACACUAGCCUCAGAAUAUCCUGGUCGUUGGAAUUGCCAUCGGUUGUCCAAAGUGGGAUGGUUUAUUUCCUACCUCUAUUUACAUCAAAUUUAAAAACCCACUGUUUCAAAUGAAUGACUAACGCUACUCAUCUCUAAACUACUAAGGAGAUUCGGGAUUGCUUUUCAACGGGAAUAACCCGGAAGUGGUUGAUGAGGGCUGCUGUUGCUUGUAUUGAAGAUGGCGACAGAGGAGCAACAGGACCCACAACAGGGUGACAUGGAAGGAGUGAACUGCCUAGCAUACGAUGAAGCCAUCAUGGCCCAGCAGGAUCGCAUCCAACAAGAGAUAGCCGUUACAAAUCCUCUUCUCUCAGACAGACUGCCAGUUUCCUCUCUCUAUAAAGAGUAUGCAGAAGAAGAUGACAUUUACCGAGAAAAAAUUAAGCACUUGUUGGAAAAAUACACAUGUAUACGAAAAACACGUCCAGAUGGCAACUGUUUCUAUCGUGCGUUUGGAUUUGCACAUCUUGAAGUGCUUCUGGAAGACAGUAAAGAAUUGCAGAAGUUCAAAGCUGUAGCUGCAAAAAGCAAAGAUGAUCUGGUGGCACAGGGAUUCACAGAAUUCACAAUUGAAGACUUUCACAAUACGUUUAUGGAUUUGAUAGAGAUGGUGGAAAAGCAGGCCUCCAUUUCUGACAUCCUAACUGCAUUCAAUGAUCAGAGUACGUCUGACUACUUGGUGGUUUACUUACGACUCCUGACAUCGGGGUACUUGCAGAGAGAGAAUGGAUUCUUUGAGCAUUUUAUUGAAGGAGGACGAACAGUGAAGGAAUUCUGUCAGCAGGAAGUUGAACCAAUGUCCAAAGAAAGUGACCAUAUCCAUAUCAUUGCCUUAGCACAAGCAUUGAAUGUUUCCAUUCUAGUUGAGUAUAUGGAUCGUGGAGAGGGCGGGUCCACCAAUCACCACAUCUUUCCAGAAGGCUCAGAUCCCAAGGUUUAUUUAUUGUAUAGACCUGGACAUUAUGAUAUUCUUUAUAAAUAGAUAUAAAAUAUAAAAGAAGUUAAAAUCUGUGUACAAAACAAUUAAACCAGACAGGUAGAACUGUACAGAGUUUUGUGGUUGUAAAUGGUAUUAAAGCUUUUUUUUCUUUGUUACAAUAUAUUUCAUUUUAUUAAAGGGUGAUGGAUCUG
This is a messenger RNA of Protopterus annectens (West African lungfish), 1336 nucleotides long. It is a transcript of the gene OTUB1, whose product is annotated as OTU deubiquitinase, ubiquitin aldehyde binding 1. The record is from RefSeq and is a predicted model, not a curated record. Gene Ontology annotation, cellular component: nucleus. Gene Ontology annotation, biological process: negative regulation of double-strand break repair; protein K48-linked deubiquitination. Bases 384 to 1187 code for a protein of 267 amino acids. The transcript has 7 exons. Gene Ontology annotation, molecular function: cysteine-type deubiquitinase activity; ubiquitin binding. NCBI's taxonomy places the organism in Eukaryota, Metazoa, Chordata, Ceratodontiformes, Protopteridae.